Messenger RNA from Osmia lignaria (orchard mason bee), 378 nucleotides. The record is from RefSeq and is a predicted model, not a curated record. Lineage: Eukaryota; Metazoa; Arthropoda; Insecta; Hymenoptera; Megachilidae.
AUGAAGCCAGCGUUCCGGCUCUACAUCAACCGGGCGCUAAUUAAAGACGUAAGCGAGCUGAUCACCAGGGCGGAAACAAUAACCGAAAGUAUGACCGCAGAACAGGGCACCAGCACAAGAAGCGAAGAACAACGCACUACCAGGCCCGAACCACGACCGAGAACACCAAACCCGACCAAAGGCUGCAGAGUCGCGACCGACUACAACCGGGAGACGCACUGCUGGCGAUGCGGCCAGACAGGGCACGACCGUUUCAAAUGCCCGAACUCGGCAGUUAGAUUCUGCUCCUACUGCGGGAAAGUAGGCGAAAUGACACGAACCUGCCUAUGUGCAAGGCAGGGAAACGCCAGAGGGGCCGGAAAGACCCGGCCCCAGUAA